AUGAGUGAGACAGCAUACCUCAGAGAGAAAUUUACUCAACUAGAAAAGGCAAAGGAAACACCACAAAAUACAGUCCCAAAGAUACAAAAGGUAGCAAGUUAUCUCCGAGAUCGAGAGCACUCGAAGAACCAUUACUUACCCAGGUUAGUUUCAAUUGGUCCAAUCGAUCAUGGUAAACGGAAGCUGGAGCUGGGAGAAAAAUACAAGCUUAUGUGGACAGCAAAGUACCUUCAACGCACCAAACAAGAUGGUCCAACUCUGUACCAAAAGAUUGCAUCAAAUAUCAAACAUUUGAAAGAACAGUUUGCUGAGGAUGUCAUUAGAGACUUCGAUGGUGAUGAUGAAAAGCUGUCGUGGACGCUAUUUGUGGAUGGUUGCUCUCUGCUACAAAUCUUGGAGAAGGCAAACCUCGAGGAUCGAAAAGAAAUGAAUCUUAAGGUUGACCAACGGGUUCUUGUGUGCCAAGAUGUGCUUUUGUUAGAGAAUCAGCUUCCCUAUGAAGUGCUUAAACUCUUGUCAGGCCACCAGAAUGAUGACACACUGGUAAAAAGCAUGAACAAGUUUCUUAAGAGCCAUCAUUUAUCACCCGUUGAAGACAAAGGCAAGACCAAGUGUAAUAACGAAGAAGGAGACAUAGCAAUGGAUGAAUAUGGUUUUGCAAGCGUUUACGUAAAUGAAACGACCCUUUAUUAUUAUGCACAAGGCAAGGACUUACCUUUUCAUCUUCUCGAUAAGCUUCACAAAAGUGUGGUUUGUGGCUCCAAACAUUACAUAGCAACGGACUCCCACACAACAUACAGGAGCAUAGGAACUGAGAGCAGCAGGGAUUAA
This is a messenger RNA of Vigna radiata var. radiata (mung bean), 831 nucleotides long. RefSeq lists its product as uncharacterized. The record is from RefSeq and is a predicted model, not a curated record. The transcript has 2 exons. NCBI's taxonomy places the organism in Eukaryota, Viridiplantae, Streptophyta, Magnoliopsida, Fabales, Fabaceae. The coding region runs from base 1 to 831 and encodes 276 amino acids.